AUGGCGUCGGAUAAUAGUGCUGCUACCCUGCGAGAGACCUUCAGGUCUACUGCCGAUCGACUUCUCGAAUCCCUGUCGUCUAUGUCCGACCCCUACAUUGACCGCGACAAGCUCCCUCGCGAUGCCUUCGCUAUCAGUUACUUCGACCCCGAAGACAACACAUCUCUGGAAUCCAGCGGGUGGCUGUUUACGCCAAUGCCGCAAGUAAAUCUCAACCGGUAUACCCCAAAUUGCCAGAAGUCUCUCCUUGGUGGGCACUAUCCAGGCUUCGAGGAAUUCCGGUCAAACCCCAACCCAACAACCCUCCUCGAGGAAAUGGGACAAUCCCCAGGGAAAAGGGCUAGGAUUCUUGAGCGAUGCCUCGAAACCAUGUUUAUUCGUUGGUGCCGCAAACUCAUCCGCAAAUCCUUGAUUGACAAGACCAAGUGGGAGCCUGUAGUCUACCCGAAUCCGUUCCUGUCUCGCGAGGGCUUACUGUCACGAUACCUACCUCCCGGCUGGGGCGGCGGGAUCUUCGAGAACGUCCCCAGCUUCCCACACAUUAUGAUGUUGCAAGUCCAGGAGAUAUCGGUGACCGAGGACGAGAUGCUUCUUGGGGAAAUCGGGCCGAUCGUGCAAGCGAUCAGGAACAGACUCGACCAGGAGGAAUUCGCCGAUACCGCUUUCUUCCCUGUUCUGAUCAUAUCGCUUUCAGGCCCCCAACACGGUCGGAUAACCCAAGGCUGCUUCGAUCGAUCCGGCAUACUCCAGCUAAGAAUGAGCAAGCUGUAUAGUUUUGAGACUGAACAGGAGGCACCGUUUGAUCUCUUCUUGCGCUUUUUGGCGAACACGCCCAAAGAGCACCCGGAGGAGAAUGAUGUUAUGGCGUAG
Messenger RNA from Aspergillus puulaauensis, 870 nucleotides. RefSeq lists its product as uncharacterized. Bases 1 to 870 code for a protein of 289 amino acids. The transcript has 3 exons. The record is from RefSeq and is a predicted model, not a curated record. Lineage: Eukaryota; Fungi; Ascomycota; Eurotiomycetes; Eurotiales; Aspergillaceae.